This is a messenger RNA of Quercus lobata, 2107 nucleotides long. It is a transcript of the gene NUDX19, whose product is annotated as nudix hydrolase homolog 19. Gene Ontology annotation, cellular component: peroxisome; cytosol. Lineage: Eukaryota; Viridiplantae; Streptophyta; Magnoliopsida; Fagales; Fagaceae. Gene Ontology annotation, molecular function: metal ion binding; NADH pyrophosphatase activity. The coding region runs from base 255 to 1607 and encodes 450 amino acids. The transcript is spliced from 6 exons. The record is from RefSeq and is a predicted model, not a curated record. Gene Ontology annotation, biological process: NADP+ catabolic process; NAD+ catabolic process.
UAAUCUUAAACUAAAGGCACCCUUCACAGGGUGGAACCCACGGUCCGAACCUCGGUCUCAUUCCCAUGCAACCCUGGCUCGACUGAGACUCUCUCUCUGGUGAAGCAAAGUCGGUGGUCCCCAAAAAUGCUCUCAAUCAGGACACGAGUCAUUACUCCAAGCCUUCUAGUCAUCACCUACCUCAGCUCCUACAUUUCCUCUCUCUCUCUCUCACGGUUCAAAGCCAAGCCACCACCAAUGGCAUCAAGAUAGUCAUGUUCUUCUCUCUCCUCUCUCAAACCUCACCUCUCUUUUCUCUCUCUAAAAAACUCUCUUUUCUUCAUACCUUAACCAAAACUCUCUCUCGCCUCACCAUAACCAAAACCAUAUCCACAUCCACCAUGGCUAUAAACUUGAAGCCCCAUGCUUUUGCAGGCAACCCUUUGAGAUCCAAGACCCCAAAAGCUGAAGACCCAUUUGCACCAAUCCCAGCCCUUGAGACCCUCAAGACCCAGCUCUUAGAUUCCACCACUGAGCACCAUGUCUCUCCACCUACUUUCAAGGUCCUACCUUUCAGAAAAGGCAGGCCCUUGGCAUCUUCCAAUGGUGGGGUUGGUGACUUGGUACCAAAUUGGAAUCUGGGUUGGAUUAGUUUGGCUGAUUGUAAAGAUUACUUGGCCAAUUCUGGGGUCCAAUUGAAUGGGGACUCCUUGGUUUAUCUGGGUUCCAGGCCUGAGGAUGAUGUUGUUUAUUGGGCUAUUGAUGUUUCUGAUGAGGGUGGUCUGGUUACUGAAUUUGCUACCAAGCAGCUCAGUUUUGUUGAGGUUAGGACGCUAAUGGUAGCCACAGAUUGGGCUGAUUCCGUGGCUAUGGGGGAAUUGGCUAUUGCUGGACAUGCCAGGGCAUUGCUAGAAUGGCAUAGCAUAUCAAGAUUUUGUGGACACUGUGGUGAGAAAAUGGUCCCCAUAGAAGCUGGGAGCCGAAAGCAAUGUUCAAAUGAGUUAUGCAAAAAGAAGGUUUAUCCUCGUGUUGAUCCGGUUGUCAUUAUGUUGAUCAUUGAUAGAGAGAAUGACUGUGCACUCUUAAGCAAACAAUCAAGAUUUGUACCCCGAAUGUGGAGUUGCUUAGCUGGUUUUAUAGAGCCAGGAGAAAGCUUGGAAGAGGCUGUGAGAAGAGAAACAUGGGAGGAGACUGGUAUUGAAGUAGGAGAAGUUGUAUAUCAUAGUUCACAGCCAUGGCCUGUUGGGCCAAGUAGCAUGCCGUGCCAGUUGAUGGUUGGGUUUCAUGCAUAUGCAAAAUCACUAGAAAUAAAUGUGGACAAGGAAGAGUUGGAAGAUGCUCAGUGGCAUAAUAGGGAAGAUGUGAAAAAAGCUCUGACAUUUGCUGAAUACCAAAAAGCUCAAAGAACAGCUGCAGUCAAGGUAGAACAGAUGUGCAAGGGGGUUGAGAAAGGACAAAACUUGGCUGCGGAUUUCAAUGUGGAAAGCGGUGAACUUGCAACCAUGUUUGUCCCAGGGCCAUUUGCUAUCGCCCAUCAUCUCAUAUCUUCCUGGGUCUACCAGGAUUCAUUCAAUGGUGUUGAAGCUCAUUUAAAACUACCUAGAAGUGGUUCUAUGUCGAGUUUGUAGUAGUGGUCAACUAAUUUUUAAGACAACACAAAAGCUAGCAUCCUACAUUCAAAAUAAUAGUCAAGAGUCUUGUAUCAUCGUAGUUCAGUCCUGUAUCCUGAUUCUCAAGAUGGUAAAGGGUAUUUGGUGCCUCAAUCCCAUGGAAUGUUAUUACGUCGAUGUUGUGAAUAAUACUACCUCCAAAAUGAGAAAGUGAGAAAGAGAGAGAGCAGUGUUGGUGCUACCAACCUCCCUCAUGGUGGCUGGUGGCAUGUAUUGCAUCCAUUAAGGUCGAAGGUGUGAUAGUGAAAGAUGAAGAGCAGUUUCUUCCCUUCAUUUAAUUUAUUUUCUUAUAGUUGGCAUACUGUUUUCUUCUUAUCCAAAAAUAAUUCAAGUAUGUAUCUUGUUAAUUGUUAUACAUUUGAAUCAUUCAUGUAUAUCAUGUUCGAAAGCUUGUUAUUUAACACUUUUCAAACUGAUUCGAUUGUAUCUUAUAUUUUUUCCAAUUCAAAUAUAAAAGA